ACAAGCAAGGCAGCAGCAUUCCUGAUGAGAGAGCUAUUUCAUUACAACUGGAAAUGCCUUUAGGGAAGAAAGCUCGCGCUACAUCUGCGUUGGGGAAGCUGGAGACUCUGCGUAUCCCCAGUGUCCUAGCUGAGCUUGGACCUAGAGCCCGUGAUGCCCAGCAGAGUGACAGAUUAACCCUGGAUGGCAGAUGCAUUCUGAAGCGUGAUGACUCCAAAGACAGGAGAGAGCACCCGGAGUGGCUGCAGCGAGAGAUUCUAAGGCAGGCACAGCGGCGGCACUCGGUUCCUCUUGGCAACAUGUUCUCCUUGGCCGAACGGCACCUCCGUAUUACCGAAUCUAUGCGGAGCUUCUACAAGCUUAAGCAUUCAGAUUUGCUAAAUUGCUUGAUUGAGGAGAAGGUAACACUUGAAAAUCUAAUGAGCCUGAAAUAUGCAUUUGAGGAAUAUGAAAAAGGUGGCAAGAAAUCAUUGGACAUGAUGAAUUUCAGCUUGAUGGUUAAGAAAUGCUGUGGAUUACAUAAAGUUAAGAAUGAGCUAAUCCAGGAGCUCUUCAAGAAGAUCGACUACUUGGGAAAUGGCAAGAUACGAUGGGAUGAUUUCUGCACCUACAUGCAGCUGGAAUACAAGGAGAAGGAAGAGUCCAUUUCUCGUAGCAAGCAGGUGGCAUUUGUUCUUCCUGGCUCCACUGUGACCAUGUGCCAUGGGGAGCCAAUGGUAAGGAUCUGCUACAGCCCUAAUGGCACUGUGGUCACCAUCCGGGAAGACGGGACAGCCUUCUACUGGACCCCUGAGCUUCAGCUGAAGAAACGCAAGAUGGUGUUCCAAGAAAGACCAGUGAAUCGAAAGCCAAAAUGGGCAACUGAUUUUAUCACGAUGCCGCAGUUCAACAAGCUGAUCAUUGGAACGGGGGAUCGGGAGAUCCAGUUCUAUGAGUUUUCGUCCCUGGACCCUUACUGCCAAAUCGGUGCCCUGGAGACCAUACCUUUAAAGUUGGACUACUGCUACAAAGGCCCUGAUGAGUGUGUGAUCCUGUUUGGAGAUGCUCAGGGCUGCGUGAACAUCAUAUUAAUGGAAAUGGUUGGAGAAACACUGAGAAUGUGGAAAAAAUCACCAAAAGUCGAAAAUGUGCCCAGUGUUGCCAUAGAAAACGUUGUUCUAUCCCCAAGUGUGCGAUUUAUUCGGUGGAAGGUUCAUGAUGACUGGGUGAACGAGGUACGGUAUUUCGCGAGCACCUCCACCGUUAUCUCUACCUCGAACCAUGAGCUGACUGCCCUCGUUAUCGGUUGCUUAACUUCGACAACCAAGCUUAAGCAGCAGGUGGAAGAGGUCAGGGAGGCCACCAGAGAGGUAAAACCCAAAAAGACGGUGCCCGGGCUCGGCCUCCCCCAGCUAAGAACAGCCUGGGACCAGACUGUCUUCUCAGUCUAUAAGGGUGUCAAAACCUUUGACUUCUGCAAUAAACACAGGCUGCUUGUCACCGGAGGGCUUGACCGACUCAUACGUACGUGGAACCCCUAUGUGCCAGGGAAGCCCACGGGGACACUAAAGGGACACUCCGCUCCAAUAUUCUACUUGUGCAUCUCAUCAGAGGACAACCGGAUCUUCUCUGUUUCCACGGACAACAUGGUUAAAAUCUGGGGCAUCCAUGACCAAUCAUGCCUAUUCCAGGCUCACCCCAAAGCCAGCCUGAUCUGUGGGGAAAUGACGGCCUGCCUAUACUCCUCCUCUGUUAGAGCUCUCUAUGUCGCCACGGACUCCAUUUCCCAGCUGUGCCUUAAGACGCGGCCGCCUCCCCAGGGUCACCUGGUCAUGUCCCACCGGGAGCCAGUGCUGUGCUGUGGCUACAGUGAGGAGCUUCAUCAGGUGGUCAGCUGCAGCGAGCAGUCUGUGGUGAAAGUAUGGGAUUGUGAUACAGGAACUCAAGUCUUUGAGUUUGGAAAUGCCCAUGGAUUCUCUGCUAUUUCCUGUCUAACCUUUGACUCAAAGGGAAGGAGACUGAUCACUGGAGGGAGGGAUGGCUCCCUUAAAGCCUGGAACUUCAAUAAUGGCCAGUGCCUGAAGAUUUUUAGGGAAGAUGGAGAAAGUCACAAAGUCUGUGACUGCGCCUACCUCACAGUAAACAGGAAGUCGUAUGUGAUGUCUGUGGGCUGGGACAGGAGGAUCCAUGUUUACCCCGAUUCUCCGGAGGACAUCUUCCACAUCCAGAAACCCCUGCCUCCAUGGCCGGAUGACCUGAGGAGCGGCCACAAAGACGACAUCCUGUGCAUGGCGCUGUGUCCCCCCACACUGCUGGCCACUGGCAGCCAUGAUGGCGAGGUCCUCGUGUGGAACAUGGUCUCUGGACACCUGCAGUGCCACAUCCUCACACCUUCCCCUCCAGGCUGUGUGUACAAUGCACCUUCAUAUGUUGACAUCAGCGUUUUGAGCAUCCUUUUCAUGAGGACCCAGCUGCUGAACACAGGUCACAUGGCUGCUGCCUGCAUGGUAUCAUCAGGAGCCAGAGGCUACAUCCAUUUCUGGAAUGUUCUGAACGGAGGGCAGCUCUUGGCAAGCUUUGAAGCGUCCAGGCUGAAACGCCAGAUUACCAAAAUGGCUCUUUCCAAGCAGGAGAACUGGCUGUAUGUUGCUGAUGAGGUUGGCUACAUCUCUGUUUUUGAGAUUGAUGCAUAUGCACUUGUGCCAGAUCAGCAGCAGACGGCACCAAAGGCUGUCAACUAUUGGCGUGGACAUGUUGGCAGCAUCACGGGCUUGCAGGUGAUCACCGCUGAGGAAGUGCUGCUUACAUCCUCCGUGGAUUGCACCGUGCGCCUCUGGAGCAUACACGGGGAAUUCAUAGGGACAUUUGGGCAGGCUGAUCGCUGGAGCAUCCACACUCCAUCCUCCUGGCAGCAUCCCACGGCCCCGCAUGAGGUCCUCAUUGACCCCUUGAGUAUGCCGGCUUCCCUGCCAUUGAAGAGUGGGCACCAAGUCUCAGUGGAAAACAGCCUGGACACUGAAAAGGAUGCCAACAAAGCAGAUGACAGAAAUCCUGACUCCCGCAGCAAGCCUCCAUUGCCAUCGCUCAGCAUCUCCGACAGUGACAUUGAGAAUGCUGUCAACAAUGCCUGUUACCCGACCGAGCCUGGGAAGCGGCUCCGCCAUGAAAUAUUCAAGCACACGAACAAGCUACUCAACCACGGGGGGGACAAAGUUUACCACUCUCUGAAGUAUUUUGACAUUGUUGACACUUCAACCAUCUCGCCGAGUCCUGAUCUUCAUGCUGGAAUCAAACCUUUAGCAUCCAACUUUAUGGAGAUUUCAGCUUGUGAAUCUUGAUUUCUUAAUCUAAGUACAGGCAGUUGACAUUGAUUCAUUGACCUUAGAAGCUGCCUGGUUUUUAAAUUCUAUGCAGAUUUAUUCCUAUUUAUUUCGUGAAUCAGCAUCAGUUCAACAGUGAAACUGAAAAGCGGGUGAAGCCCUAAUGGGAAGAUUGUAAAGUAAAUCUCUUUCUUCUUUGAGUGUAAUAAAUACUUUAUUCCAGUACAACAAGCCAUGUA
Molecule: messenger RNA, 3538 nt
Organism: Paramormyrops kingsleyae
Lineage: Eukaryota; Metazoa; Chordata; Actinopteri; Osteoglossiformes; Mormyridae
Gene: wdr95
Product: WD40 repeat domain 95
Molecular function (GO): calcium ion binding; protein binding
Source: RefSeq, a predicted model, not a curated record